This is a messenger RNA of Camellia sinensis, 1429 nucleotides long. RefSeq names its product WAT1-related protein At1g43650. Lineage: Eukaryota; Viridiplantae; Streptophyta; Magnoliopsida; Ericales; Theaceae. Gene Ontology annotation, cellular component: membrane. The record is from RefSeq and is a predicted model, not a curated record. Gene Ontology annotation, molecular function: transmembrane transporter activity.
GAGUGCAAGGUCUAUCUAUAAAUAGAAGAGCUUGGCAUUGUAGUUAGAGAACUUCAGAGGAAACCAAAGGUUGGUGCAAAACAUGAGGUGUUCACUAGGUUAUGAUCUGAUGAACAUCAUGAAGAGUAACAAACCUUUUAUUGGGGUCCUACUUAUCCAAAUUAUGUACGCGGGCAGGUCCUUGUUUGCAAAAGCAGUUAUUUCUAAAGGAAUGAACCCUUAUGUGUUUGUUGCAUAUCGCCAAGCUUUUGCCACACUUUCCUUAGCUCCCUUCGCUUACUUCUUCGAAAGUAAUAAGUCAGCUUCCCUAUCACUGAACUUACUUUGCAAGAUCUUCUUUGUGUCUUUAUGUGGGAUUACUCUGAGUUUAAAUCUCGACUCUUUGUCGAUGAAUUACACCUCUGCAACUUUCGCUGUGGCCAUCACCAAUAUAGUUCCUGCUUUUACCUUUAUCAUGGCUGUUUUCUUAAGGAUGGAAAGCAUUUCCAUAAAAAAAAGGCAUGGAUUAGCCAAGAUUGUGGGUACUGUGAUCAGUCUUUUGGGGGCAUUGGCAUUUGUUUUUCUUAAAGGACCUCCAAUAUAUUCAGUUAGCCACAAGGAGAAUUCAGUCCCAUCAUCUACAGAGUGCUAUUCCAAAGGGGACUGGUUAAAAGGCUCACUUGCAGCAAUCUCAUCCAACAUAGCAUGGUCUUUGUGGAUUAUUAUGCAGGGUCCCAUUGUGAAGGAAUAUCCAGCACUACUACGACUAACAACCCUACAAACCUUCUUUAGCAGCAUACAGUCAGCAAUUUGGGCAGUUGCUGCGGAGAGAAAUCUAUCCUCAUGGAAGCUUGGAUGGGAUGUUAAUCUCCUUUCCAUCAUCUAUUGUGGUUUAGUUUCAACUGGGAUUACUUACUGGUUGCGGAUUUGGAUUAUAGAGAAGAAAGGCCCUGUUUUUCUAGCAGUGUUCACUCCCUUAGCACUGGUCAUUACUGCCAUCUCAUCAGCAAUUCUGUGGAAAGAAACCCUUCAUUGGGGAAGCGCUUGCGGUGCUGUGCUGCUGAUAUGUGGCCUCUACGGAUUCUUGUGGGCAAAACACGAGGAAGGAACAGCUGAGAAAAAUGAUGAAGGAAAAGCCGAGAAAGUUGAACAAAAAUCGGACACCAUAGUGGAAAAUGCCUAAUAGUGACUGAUUGAUUGCAUGGUGGGAUAGGGGUUGUUGCAAAUGGCUUUGAUAAAGACAUUUCCCAAUUUUAGGGGCAUACAAAAUAUAUAUAUAUAUAUAUAUAUAUUUCUCACUAGGGUUUCUAAUUGGAAUUAAGAAGCUUGUAGGGUCCACCCUUAGCUACCCUUCAUUUUGAUUGGUUACUGAGAAUUCAAGGAAAAAAGAAAAGAAAAAAGAAAAGAAAAUGUCUUAUAUAUAUAAUAAUCACAGGCACAUUUAAACAGA